UUGCAGAACAAGGAAGAAACCAGAAAAUGUUCAUGAGCUGUGGGGCUUUGUAGACAGUAGCAAAGUUCAAAUCUGUAUAAUCCUUUGCAUUUAUAGCAUCUUUAAAUUUUUACAGCUGAUCAAAUCAGAUAAAAAAAUUCAACACAAAUAGAAAAAUCCCUCCACUGCCAAUCAGCAUGUUCUAGUUGCUGAAAUUUCUCAACCAAGAUCCAUUCCUCUUUCCUCUCUCCCCUUUGCCAAACAUGCAAAACCGCCUUAUUUUUUAAUUUCAUUUCCUUUCAGAGCCCCAAGGUUUUGGUUCAUGUGGAAAACAUUGAUAAAUAAGAUUAGGGUUUUCCUUGUUUGAGGUUUGAUUCUUUAUUUCAAAUCUUAAAAAUCUUGAAAUCUUGGUCUGUGCGUCUAUCUGGCAUCUGGGUUUCUUGAGUUUUAGAGUGCAAGCUAAGUAAGUUUGGCUUCUGAUCAAUUUACUUGCUCCGGUUUCUGGGAUUUGUAAAGUGAGAGUUCAGGGUUUAGGGUUUUUGAUAUAUAUGUGAUCCUUUUUGCGAUAUUGUAAACUGCGGAGAAGGGGAUUCAAACUCGGUAUACAGGGGAGCACGUCUUUUCUGACUAAUGUGCUUACGCCUACGUUUCAAAGUUUUUUUGUGAAGAGAAGAAAGAUUAAUGUUUUACUUGGGAUUUUGAGCAAUGGGGUUAUCUGGGUUUUUCCUAAUAUGUAUGCUCCACUCUGUGAUUGUUCUGAUUUGUGGAGCUUUCAUGAUGUUUUACUCCUACGAAUUCUCUGUGUUUAGCCAUGGCCAUGAGACGGCAAGCAAGCUCCAAGGAUCGACGCCUCACGACCGGCUUUUGAUCCGAACAGCGGAUUCCUUCUCCGGAUUGCUUCUGUUUGCCAUUGGAUUCCUUCUGUUCAUGGUUGCUUUUGUCAAAGACCACAAGUUCCAAAGCUUCUUUUCCAAGGGGUGCGUGUUGCUUCACAUUUCCAUGGCCAUUUGGAGAGUUUACUUCGAGAGGAACCUUGAAGAGCUCGCCGGAGACUGGCCAAAACAGGUCGCUGGUGACAUCACAUUGGCGCUUUCAUGGGUGUUACUUCUUGUGUACUCAUGGAGGGAGAAGUAUGAUUAGUAGAAAAAUGCAUUUGCUUUGCUGCGAUACUUCUAAGGUGCUCCAGAGUAUCUUAUAUUUCGAGUUCUUCAACUUCUUGAUCAUGUUGAAAAUUGGAAUGAUUUUGUCUAACAAAACAAAUGAUGUUGAAUUCUAGUAACUACAAGAAUUGAAGGUAGAGAAAAACAAAGAUUAGGUUUCACUUCUGGUUAGUUUAUAGGUUGUUUGGAUCUUGUUAAUCUAGAACAUGUUCUACAAACGCUCUUGUUUAUUUGCAAUUUUGCACAUUCGCUUGUGUCCAUGUUGUAAAUUUUCACAUUAAAGAAUGAAUAAAAUGACAACA
Messenger RNA from Pyrus x bretschneideri (Chinese white pear), 1441 nucleotides. RefSeq lists its product as uncharacterized. The record is from RefSeq and is a predicted model, not a curated record. The coding region runs from base 685 to 1119 and encodes 144 amino acids. NCBI's taxonomy places the organism in Eukaryota, Viridiplantae, Streptophyta, Magnoliopsida, Rosales, Rosaceae. The transcript has a single exon.